AUGGAGGGUCUGGAAAGCGGUGGUUUAGCCGCUGACCCUCUGCUUAGUGCGGCCCUCUCAUCCCCUCUUGGCUCUUCCAGAGAAGAGCUGUUCCUACACGAUUUCGCCAGGUCAAGCCCACAUGCUGGGGCAUUGUUCGGCAAUUAUGCAACUCUCACCACCUUACAACCUCUUCCACCGAUCUCAACUGUCACCUCAAAUGGAGGGAAAUUCAGUCGAUCAAAUUCACCCGUAAGAGAACGUCAGAAUAACUAUUUCUUCCCGCCCUCUAGUCAAUCUAGUUAUAAUUAUAAUGUUAAUAUCAAAUAUGAGUAUGAUUUGAAAAAUGAGGAGGAUUCGAACGAUUCACCGCCAGGACAACCACCUUGUUCAACUCCUUCCGACUACACACAGAAUCAUGCCUCACAACCUGUAGAAACCAAUUUUUCCUCGGCUAGUUUUGUUCCAUCUUACAGCGGCAUAGAAAUAAGGUCACCAAAAAUUGAAAAAGACUGUUUUUUCAACGGUUACACUAAUGGGGAUUGUGAAAUUGAAGAAGAGCCCACUUGUUUGCCAAAGAACUGCUCACCGGUAGAGAAUGGGCACGGUAGUAUAGAAGGAGAGGAGGAGGACGAUGGAGAGGAGCUAAAUACUAAGGAUCUUGCGCAAAGGAUUUCGGCCGAAUUGAAACGUUACUCUAUUCCACAGGCAAUUUUCGCUCAAAAAAUACUUUGCAGAUCACAAGGAACGUUAUCCGACUUAUUACGUAAUCCGAAGCCGUGGUCAAAGUUGAAGAGUGGUCGUGAAACAUUCAGACGAAUGGCGAAAUGGUUACAGGAACCGGAGUUCAAACGAAUGUCCGAUUUACGAAUGGCAGGGGUCAUUGAGGGUGCGCACGGAGGCAUGGUUGAGCAGGAGGAGGAGGAGGAGGAGGAGAAUAGGCUAAAUAAGCUGUAUUGCGCGGGACCAGCAAAGCAACAUAACACGGCAAACGAGUCGUUUGCCGUUCAAAUGCCGCCGCCGCCGAAAACAAGGCGGCAGCGGAGACAGCUUGCCGGCGACCGCGCUAGGCCAAUUACGGCCAUGACCAACACAUGGAGGGUAGGGGAGGGGAUGGGUGGUAAACUCAUUGCUGUGAAGCGCUACGUUGUCGUUACGUUACGUUACGCGUUAGAACAGCCAUGUAAACGAAAAGAGGAACAACAAGUCCAACACAAUCAACCACAACCGCCGAAGAAACCUCGCUUAGUGUUCACAGACAUCCAGAGAAGGACUUUGCAGGCGAUUUUUAAAGAGACAAAAAGGCCCUCACGGGAAAUGCAGUUGACGAUCAGUCAACAGCUAGGAUUGGACCCAACAACGGUUGCUAACUUCUUUAUGAACGCCAGGAGAAGGGGACAUGAUCAGAGACCGGACGAUGACACCAGCACGGUGAGCAGCGGAAGUAGCCAUGCCUUCGAUGAUCAGGUGCUCUCUCCACUGCCUCCGACACCGAUUUUCGAGCAGCUUUAA
This is a messenger RNA of Necator americanus (New World hookworm), 1491 nucleotides long. RefSeq lists its product as uncharacterized. The transcript has 14 exons. Gene Ontology annotation, biological process: regulation of transcription by RNA polymerase II. NCBI's taxonomy places the organism in Eukaryota, Metazoa, Nematoda, Chromadorea, Rhabditida, Ancylostomatidae. Gene Ontology annotation, molecular function: RNA polymerase II cis-regulatory region sequence-specific DNA binding; DNA-binding transcription factor activity, RNA polymerase II-specific. The coding region runs from base 1 to 1491 and encodes 496 amino acids. The record is from RefSeq and is a predicted model, not a curated record. Gene Ontology annotation, cellular component: nucleus.